Molecule: messenger RNA, 4199 nt
Organism: Pelobates fuscus (common spadefoot toad)
Lineage: Eukaryota; Metazoa; Chordata; Amphibia; Anura; Pelobatidae
Product: protocadherin alpha-C2-like
Exons: 4
Coding region: 618-3581 (987 amino acids)
Biological process (GO): homophilic cell-cell adhesion
Cellular component (GO): plasma membrane
Molecular function (GO): calcium ion binding
Source: RefSeq, a predicted model, not a curated record
AGCACCUGAGCUCCUGUGCCCAUGGCUGCUAGGAGUGUAUUGCUGACAUGUUGUUUUAUGCAUUAAUGCUUUGAAGAUAUGCUUGUUACAGGAAGCAAGGUUUCAGCAAACACUAAAGGGCUGGGUCCCAGCUCAAUCUGCUUCAGGAGAUUUUAUAUGCUAGCUGUAUCUUUGAUGUAGGGAAUGUGACCCCCCCCCCCCCCAAGCCUAUGUGAAUCUGCUGCGGCUGCUGCUCUGUGUUGAGCUGAAUGUAUCGCUGGCGCUGUCCACAUCCCAGCUGCUGAAAGCAAGCCAGACUCGGCUUACAGCCCCUCCCUCACAGAAGCAGCUACAGCAGCUACAGACUCCCUAGUAAACGCUACUGAAUGCAUGGGAUCUCAGAGGUUUAAAAGGCCGGAUCAAUGCUUCUUCUUGCACAAGGAAGACCGGAAUAAAGCCAUGGAUUUAUUAGGGAGACAGCCACCUUCAGACUUCACCGGAUCAAUCCCAGCAAUGAUUGCUGACAACAUAUGGUAACCUCCUGCUCCAAUUUAAUCGCUGCUGUGGGUACAUGUGAAAGGAUGUGAGAUCCAAGCUGAUCUGGGGAGGGGUUGGAUGCGUGCUGUUUACCUGCUGCAAUGGCUUUUAGCCGGAGGUGCAGAGGGCUGGUGGCAGCUCAGGUGGUCCUCCCUCUGCUAGUGUUACUGAGCAUGGUUAAAGGGCAGCUCAGAUACUCAGUGAAGGAGGAGUUGAAUCAUGGGGCAUUUGUGGGCAAUGUGGUGAGUGACCUGGGCUUGGAACUCAAGAGGUUACUCUCCAGGGGUUUCCGAAUUACGUCCGGAAACAGCAAGCAGUAUCUUGAUGUAAAUCUAGGGAAUGGAGUCUUGUUUGUAAACCGAACAAUUGAUCGUGAAACCAUUUGUGAGCCCAUCAGCCCUUGUGUGAUCAAUCUACAGGUUGUGAUUGAAAACCCAGUGGAGGUGCACAAUAUAGAGGUAGAAAUACUGGAUAUCAAUGAUAAUGCCCCUAGAUUUCCUAGAAACAAUUAUUAUUUGGAGAUUAGUGAAUCUGCAGUGCCCGGGGCCCGUUUUCCUAUUGAGAGUGCCCAGGAUCCUGAUAUAGGAACUAAUUCAAUUCAGACUUAUACACUUACAGACAAUGCAUUCUUUGCACUGGACCUAAAGACAUUCAAUGGUAACAGUCAGCAGAUUGAGCUAGUGCUAAAAAAGGCUUUAGACAGGGAAACAACAUCACUCCAUCAGCUUGUUCUCACAGCUAUAGACGGUGGUAGCCCUGCAAAAUCUGGAACAGCACAAAUUUCAAUUCGUGUAAUGGACACAAAUGAUAACACCCCUUUCUUUGAUAAGUCUACCUACAAGACAAGUGUGCUAGAGAAUUCUCCACCUGGUACCUUAGUAAUCAAGUUAAAUGCCACAGAUCCAGAUGAAGGAUCAAAUGGUAAAAUCACGUAUUCAUUCAGCAGCUAUACCCCACAGAAGGUCAGGUAUUUGUUUAAAAUAGAUCCCCAAAGUGGGGAAAUAUGUGUUAAUGGUAAUGUGGACUAUGAAAAAGCAUCAGCCUAUGAAAUAUAUGUUCAGGCCACUGACAAGGGAUCAGUACCUAUGACUGGUCAUUGCAAGGUGUUAGUUGAGAUAAUUGAUGCCAAUGACAAUUCACCAGAAAUAGUGGUUACAUCAAAUUACUCUCCAGUUGCUGAAAAUGCACAGGAAGGAACUGUAGUAGCUUUAAUGAGUGUAACUGACCAAGACUCAGGGCUCAAUAAACAGGUUAGUCUUACCAUACAACAAAACAUUCCAUUUAAGUUAAACUCCUUUAAAAAUACAUACAAACUAGUCACUGAUGGCAGAUUAGACAGGGAAACAUGUUCUUUGUAUAAUAUUACAGUGACAGCCAUAGAUUCUGGCACUCCUCCUUUAUCAUCUCAGGAAAUCAUCUAUGUGCAAAUUGCAGAUGUAAAUGACAACCCUCCCUUGUUUGAGGAAUUAUCUUACUCGGUAUAUGUCUUGGAAAAUAAUGCUCCAGGGGUGCCCCUAUGUUCAGUGAAAGCCCUGGAUCCAGAUUCUAAUGAAAAUGCAUUUGUUUCUUAUAUUCUAAUCCAUGGAGAUAUUGAAGGGCUACCUGUCUCUUCUUAUGUGUCAAUUAAGUCGGACAAUGGAACCAUUUUUGCUGUCAGGUCCUUUGACUAUGAAAAACUACGGGAAUUCCACUUCGUGGUCCAAGCCCAGGAUGUUGGUAACCCAUCACUCAGUAGUUCCACAACUGUUAGUAUAUUUGUUGAAGAUCAAAAUGAUCAUGCCCCCACAAUCCUGUACCCAUCCGUCGCCAAUGGCUCAGCAUCAUUGGAAAUGAUUCCUAGAACAGCCAGUGCUGAUUACCUUGUCACAAAAGUCAUUGCAGUUGAUGCCGACUCAGGACAAAAUGCGUGGUUAUUUUAUUACUUAUCCAAGGCCACUGACCCUAAACUUUUUAAGGUAGAGUUACACACAGGAGAGAUAAGGAUUACACGAAAGGUUGCAGAUGACAGUAUUACAAACUACAACUUAACUGUCCUUGUAACAGACAAUGGCCAACCACCUCUUUCAUCUUCUGUGUUAAUAAGUGUGGCAAUUGUGGACAGGGUUUCCAAAAUCAUCCCUGACACGAGAAGACAUAUAAAAAAUACCACAAACUACUCAGAAAUUACAAUAUAUUUGAUCAUAGCACUAUGUUCUAUUUCCUUUGUAUUUCUGUUGACUAUUAUUGUUCUUAUUGUUCUCAAAUGCUACCGCUGCAGUAUGCAUGGAGACCCUUGUUGUGCAGGUUUCUGCGGGCCUACAACACAGAACCCUGCAGACAUAUACAAACAGGCAAACAACAACAUUGAAACUAGACUCCCACCUGGGUUGAAGGUCCAGCCUCAUUUUAUUGAAGUUAGGGGGAAUGGAUCCCUUACAAAGACUUACUGCUACAAGGCCUGCUUGACAGCAGGAUCUGGAAGUGAUACUUUUAUGUUUUAUAACACUGGAGCCCCUGGCGGGCCUGGGCCACAUGCAAUGAUUGCAGACAGACAUCUCACAGGACAAAGUGGACAAAGUGUACAAAACCUGAUCAUUUUGAAAAGUGAGACCACGACCCCUGUUGAGCCUAGACACCCUCAUCCAGACUGGCGUUACUCUGCAUCACUGAGAGCUGCAAUGCAAGGUGCUGUGCAUGUGGAAGGAGCAGCAAUCUUGCGUGGACCACCUGUGGGGUUGGAACAGCAAUGGCCAACAGUGUCAAGUGCAACACCAGAACCUGAAGGAGGAGAAGUUUCUCCCCCAGUAGGGGCUGGUGUGAAUUGCAACAGCUGGACCUUUAAGUAUGGACCUGGCAAUCCAAAACAACCAGUGCCACAAAUCCCCCCUGAUUUUCCAGAGAAUUUUAUCAUCCCGGGAUCGCCAGCCAUAAUUUCAAUCCGUCAGGAUCAGCCAUCUACUCAAAGUCAAAAAAGUAACUUCAUAACCUUCGGUAAGAAGGAGGAAACAAAGAAAAAGAAAAAAAAGAAGAAGGGAAACAAGAAUCAAGAUAAAGGAAAUAAUCCAGCUGACAACAGUGAUCAAUGAGAGGAUACUGAAGCCAAUUAUUUACCCAUUUUUGUAAUAAAUUAUGUAGCAGCUCCUAAAUUCUUCCUACUGUUUAUGCACCUUUCUUUGAACGAAAGACUCCAACAUCCGAGCCAGAGAACCUAUACAAUCUGUCUAUAUUAUUUACCAGAUUAUGUCUUAAAGCUUUAUUCUGUAAAAUGUUAGUCAUAUCCAGCAGUCGUCUCUCACAUCCAAAGAACACUGUUGCAAAUGUGUGCAUAUAAAUACAGUAGGUGACUGUUAAGGGCAAUGUCUCUGUAAAUAGCUGGUAUAUUUGGUAUACUGUACAAAAUAACUAAUCACAUUCAGGCAUUUGUGUCAGCUGGGUAAAAAAUAUUUUACAGUCCCAUAGCUAUGGUCAGUGGUAAAUCGGUGCAGAAAUCAGGUAAAACAGACGGAAUGCAAUAGUAAGCAAAUUGUUCUAAGAAGGAAUACAAAUUGAAUCUUGAAAAUAGCAAAACUUAUAAUUUCAAAACAAUUUUAAUUUCAAAUGUUCUCUAUUUUUGAUUCCAUGCCAAAUAUAAAAAAUAAUCCUAUCAUGUCUAUCUAUCUAUCUAUCUAUCUAGAGGGAGAUAAUAUACAUAUAAAUACAUACAA